AUGGCCGUGGCACGCAAAAUCAAAACUUUGCUGACCGUCAACAUUCUCGUCUUUUUGGGGAUCAUCCUGUUUUCAGUAUACUGCCGAAUCCAGGACCGAUCCGAGGAGUUCGUCCAGAUCGGACGCGCUUCUGACCAGAGGCUGCGCGCCAGACAUGGUAAAGUUACCAACUUGGUGGACAGGCAGUCUAUUCUCCAGCGGCUUGAGAGGCUGGAGGAUGUCGUGUACAAUCAGCUAAACGGUUUAGCAAAACCCAUGGGGUUAGUGGAAGGUCCCGGAGGACUCGGUCAGGGGGGAGCUGCCGCUUCACUUGGGGAGGACAGCCGUGACGCCGAGGGGAAGUACGAAGAGUAUGGCUACAACGCUCAGCUCAGUGACAGGAUUUCCCUGGACAGGAGCAUCCCUGACUACAGGCCUAAAAAGUGCAAGCAGCUGACAUAUCCAGAAGAUCUUCCUCAGAUUUCAGUGGUUUUCAUCUUUGUCAACGAGGCUCUGUCUGUAAUACUGCGCUCCGUCCACAGUGUGGUCAACCACACACCAUCUCACCUGCUGAAAGAGAUCAUCUUGGUGGAUGACAACAGUGAUAGCGUGGAGCUGAAAUUCAACUUGGAUCAGUACGUGAACAAACGCUACCCGGGUCUGGUCAAGAUAGUGAGGAACAACAAAAGGGAAGGUCUGAUCCGAGCCAGAAUACAUGGCUGGAAUGCAGCCACGGCCCCUGUAGUUGGCUUCUUUGAUGCCCACGUCGAGUUCAACAUUGGAUGGGCUGAACCUAUUCUAACCCGAAUGAAAGAGGAUCACACCCGCAUCAUUUUACCUGCUAUAGACAACAUCAAAUACAACACAUUUGAAGUGCAGCAGUACGCCAAUGCUGCCCACGGCUACAACUGGGGACUGUGGUGUAUGUACAUCAUACCUCCACAGGAGUGGCUGGACAAGGGCGAUGAGACAGCCCCUAUCAGGACCCCAGCAAUGAUUGGCUGCUCUUUUGUGGUAGAUCGUGAAUACUUUGGACAGAUUGGUCUACUGGAUCCUGGUAUGGAAGUCUAUGGAGGAGAAAACAUUGAGCUCGGCAUGAGGGUGUGGCAAUGUGGUGGCAGUAUGGAAGUUCUGCCGUGUGCAAGAGUAGCCCACAUCGAGCGCACCAAAAAGCCUUACAACAAUGACAUUGAUUACUAUGCCAAGCGCAAUGCCCUGCGAGCAGCUGAGGUGUGGAUGGACGAAUACAAAUCUCACGUUUACAUGGCUUGGAACAUUCCCAUGAAUAACCCAGGGGUGGAUUUCGGUGAUGUUUCUGAGCGCUUGGCCCUGAGGAAAAGACUGCAGUGUCGAAGUUUUCGCUGGUACCUGGAACACGUCUACCCUGAGAUGCGGAUCUACAACAACACCAUCACAUAUGGCGAGGUGAGGAACAGCAAAGCAAGUGGCUACUGUCUGGACCAGGGCGCAGAAGAUGAUGACAAAGCAAUACUCUAUCCAUGCCAUGGCAUGUCUUCACAGCUUGCCCGCUACUCUACCGAUGGAGUUCUACAGCUCGGACCCCUGGGGUCGACUACCUUCCUGCCUGACACAAAAUGCCUUGUUGAUGACGGCAGAGGACGCAUUGCCAGUUUGAAAAAAUGUGAAGCAGUUGCCAGGAUUUCCCAGCGGCUUUGGGAUUUCACACAGAAUGGUCCAAUCAUCAGCAGGGACACUGGCCGAUGUUUGGAAGUGGAAAUGUCAAAAGAUGCCAACUUUGGCCUUCGUCUGGUGGUGCAGAGAUGCUCAGGUCAGAAGUGGAUAAUACGAAACUGGAUUAAGCAUCCAAGACACUAA
Molecule: messenger RNA, 1815 nt
Organism: Nerophis lumbriciformis (worm pipefish)
Lineage: Eukaryota; Metazoa; Chordata; Actinopteri; Syngnathiformes; Syngnathidae
Source: RefSeq, a predicted model, not a curated record